Molecule: messenger RNA, 2230 nt
Organism: Camelina sativa (false flax)
Lineage: Eukaryota; Viridiplantae; Streptophyta; Magnoliopsida; Brassicales; Brassicaceae
Product: heat stress transcription factor B-2b
Biological process (GO): regulation of transcription by RNA polymerase II
Cellular component (GO): nucleus
Molecular function (GO): RNA polymerase II cis-regulatory region sequence-specific DNA binding; DNA-binding transcription factor activity
Source: RefSeq, a predicted model, not a curated record
AAAGUAAAGGAAAGCCACAUACGCUCUUUCUCGCACAUUCCUAUACUCUUUCCUUCUUCGUGGUCCCAAAAUUUUAAAAUUCCAAUUCUACCCUUUUCUCCUUCCUUCCAUCUUUUUUUUUUUUUUUCUUUCUUCUUUUGUUGUUGUUGUCUUCUGGAACUUCCGAUCUGUCUCUCUCCUCAUCUCUCUCCUCUCUCUUUCUUAUCAAUACGUUUCUCCCAGAACAUUCUAGAACUCCACAAUCUUUCUCUCUCUCUCUAGCUUCGUGAUCAUCGUGUGUGUGUGUUAAUCACGGGUUCUGUCUGGAUUGUGACAAUCUCAUUUGUUGGUUGGUGGAGAAAAAAGAUUGCGUCAAUAGAGAGAACUUUAUUUUUUUGGAUUUGGGUCUAAUGGGUUUUGUGAUAGACGUCUCCUUUUCUCUCCUCCGUCUAUAGUUUCAUGUAUUUUGGAUCUUAUGAUUCCAAGUUUCAUCAAGCUUACACAACAUUUCUUUUGGUGUGUUUUUGGAUUUGAUUUUAGCUCUUUUUCAUCAUUUUCUCCAAUCUGAAUCUUAAUUUUUGGGUAUUGGGAUUGAAAAAAGUUGAGGUGUGUGUUUGGGGAUCUAUAAACUCAUGCCGGGGGAACAAACCGGAGAAACUCCGACUGUAGCCGGUGUUGGCGGCGGUGGAGCUGGUUGUAGCGCUGGGAAUAGUGGUGGAAGUAGUGGAUGUGGUGCCGGCGGUGGUGGUAGUGGUAGCGCUGGUGGUGGAGGCGGUGGAGAUUCGCAGAGGUCAAUCCCGACUCCGUUUUUGACGAAAACGUAUCAGCUUGUUGAUGAUCCGGUUUACGACGAAUUGAUUUCGUGGAACGAUGAUGGAACCAGUUUCAUUGUGUGGCGACCAGCUGAAUUCGCAAGAGAUCUUCUUCCCAAAUACUUCAAACACAAUAAUUUCUCAAGUUUUGUUCGUCAGCUCAAUACUUACGGAUUUCGAAAAGUAGUACCGGAUCGUUGGGAGUUUUCUAAUGACUGUUUUAGGAGAGGUGAGAAGAUUUUGCUCCGGGAUAUUCAACGGCGGAAAAUCUCACAGCCUGCUAUGGCUGCCGCUGCUGCAGCUGCCGCAGCGGCAGUUGCAGCUUCAGCUGUUACAGUUGCGGCGGUGCCUGUUGUAGCUCACGCUGUUUCUCCGUCAAACUCUGGAGAAGAGCAGGUGAUAUCGUCUAAUUCUUCGCCUGCGGCUGCAGCUGCUGCUACAGGAGUGGUUGGUGUUGGUCUGCAGAGGACGACAAGCUGUACUACUGCACCAGAGCUGGUUGAGGAGAACGAGCGGUUGAGGAAAGAGAAUAUGCAGUUGAGUCAAGAGUUGACAAAGCUGAAAGGCUUGUAUGCGAAUAUCUAUACAUUGAUGGCAAAUUUCACACCGGGUCAAGCAGAUUGUGCGAAUUUGUUACCAGGGAAACCAUUGGAUCUUUUACCGGAGAAACAAGGGAUGAGUGAAGAAGCCAUUGCCAUGGCUUCUAGAAUAGAUGCAGGGAGUGAUCUGAAGCUUGAUGAUGAUUUGACUCCGAGGUUGUUUGGGGUUUCCAUUGGGUUUAAGCGAGCUAGAAGAGAGGAAGAGUUGGGUGCUGCAGAGGAGGAGGAUGACGAUAGACAAGAAGCGGUUACCCGAGAGGGAGAAGAAAGUUCUGAUGUUAAGCCAGAGCCCAUGGAGGAGAAUAACUCUAGUAACCAUAAUGGACCGUGGCUUGAACUCGGAAAAUGAAUACGCUUUUCAGGUCACAGGUUUUGUUGUAUUUGCAGGAAAUUAACUGAUCCCAUUGAAAAGGUAAACGAUUAAGCUGCCCCGAGAGGAAAAUGGGACGAUGUUCCGUCAUAAAAACAAUGGCUCUGAGAAGAGAGGUUCAUUAAGUUGGGGGUACAAAGGUACCUAAACACACAGAUUCUACCAUCCUGAGUUGUUCCUAAUUUCAGAUGUUGCCUCCUGAAUCUUCUUCUUGAUGGAACUGAAACUAUUCUGGCUUGUUGUGCUCCAGCGGGUGGAUGUGCUUCUCACGAUUUCAGAUAAAGCAGGCAGAUUUGAUGUAACAUCUUCAUAUUCUGCAACAAAUAGCAGAAUCAAUCGUUCUUUUAGAGUUAUGGUAAUGUUGAUACAGAACCAUUACGUUUUUUUUAGUUCAAAACAAUUGUAGGUCUCUGACUUGUAAUAAUCCAAAUGGAAUUUCUAUUUCUUAUUAAAAGAUAGUUCAAGUCCUC